AUGGCCAAAAAAAAUAGAAGUAAUGGGAAAUCAAGUUUCUCCAAAGGGAAAAACUCUAAUGUUCGUUCCAAGACAACAGUGAAAGAAAAUUUUAAAGAUGCAAUUCUUGAUGCAUCCAAAUUUCUUAAUAGUAGAUCCUCCAACGUUGAUAAUGAUGGAGAGGGCGAUGAAGUUCCUUUUGAUGAUGAAGAAUUGGAUUCUGAUAACGCAUUGGGAAGUGAUGAUGAUUUAGAUGACUAUAUGUCUAAGACUAAGGGUGAUGUCUCUGAAAGACUAAACGAAUUUGGUGAAGAUGAAGAUGGCUGGGAAUCUGUAGAUGAGGGUGAGCUAAUGACGCUCUCUGAAAUUUGGGACAGAGAUGAUUCUGAGCUUAAAGUACAGAAGAGUAAUUCUCAGAGCAAGCAGCAUGAUAAGCUUGUUUUCAACGAGGAUGAUGACGACUCCUCUGCUACAGAGGGAGAGGGAAGUCAUAGCGAAGACUCAGACUCUGAAUCCAACUCUGAAUCUGAAUCUGAUUCCGAAGAUGAUCCAUUUGAUGAAAUGAACAUUUCCGAAGGUGAAGAAGUGCAGCUUGAUUCAGUGAUGAAGAGUUUAAAAUCGAAAAUUAAGAAGGAUCCAUCCGAGAAAGCCAAAAAAGUGUUGAUCAAUGAUAAACUAAAUGAAAAUGAGUUUUCCCUACCUAAUUUGGGUGAUUCUCUUUCUUUGGACGAUAUGCUGGGAAACCUAGACGAUGAAGAACAGGAUAAUGAGAAUGAAGAGUUAAUCCGUGAUAUUGCGAAGCAUAAUAAACAAUUAAAAGAACUAGACAAUGUUGAGUUAGAUGAAGAUGAACAAAAUAAGCUUCACAAUGAUGAGAAUUCGGCAUUUGCUAUUCCGUUGCCUGUUAAUAUCCAAAAACGUCAUGAGCGACGUGCUGCUUAUGAAAUUCAAAAGGAACAAGUCAAUCGGUGGAGAGAUAUAAUUGCACAGAAUAGAGAUAAAGAGGUGUUAUCAUUUGUCCCUGAAAAACCCCAAUUAGAUAAAAAUUCAGCCUUCAAAACCGAUAAUGAUAUUGCUGUUAAUGACUUUGAAUCCAAAUUAGAUAGCAUUAUAGACCAAUCGAAUUUAGAGUCAAAGAAAACUGAAGAUUUAUUUGAAAAUAUAGAAACAGCAAAACUAUCGAAGGCUGAAAUGCUGAAACGUACCAACGAAUUGAGGCUAAUGAGAGAAUUGAUGUACAGAGGUAUGAAAGAUUCCAAAAGAUUGAAGAAAAUUAAAUCCAAGGCUUACAGGAGACAACUAAGAAAGGAAAAGAUGAAGGAGAAGAUGUUGAUUUCACAAGUUAAUCGCCAAGAAGAUGGCAGCGACCUUGAAGAGGAUAAGGAGGACUCGAACUAUCAUCGUGCAAAGGAAAGAAUGACUUUGAAACAUAAAAAUACCUCUCAAUGGGCCAAGCAAAUGAUUAAGUCUGGUAUGUCGAAGGAUAAAUCAACCAGGGAUGAAAUUGAAGAAAUGAUGAGACAAAGUGAGAAGCUAAAGCAAAAACAGUUGGGUAAAAAGGAUGGCGAAAGUAGUGAUGAUGAAAGAGAUUUGUCCGACCUCGAGAAUGACGUUGAUAAUGUCGAAAAUUUGGAUAAUGAAAAAUUGUCAAAGAUUGGAAAAGGUGUCCUAGCAAUGGAUUUUAUGAAGAAUGCCGAAGAAAGAGAACGAUUAGUCAAACUGAAGGAGAUUGAUAAUUUGAAAAGAUUAAGGGAUGCCGAAGACUACGAAGAUAUUCAAAAUGGAGAAGUAGAUGGUGUUAAUGUUUCCAUGAAUACUGGUAGAAGAAUGUAUACACCUGCGGCUUUGGUUGCAUCUGCCGAAAACCGUAAAUUGAAUGAAGAGUUAAUGAAAGAACUGGAUGAAGAGGAUAGUAGGUUGUUGCAAAAUAGAUUAAAGAAGGACAAAGAAGAGAGAUACAAACCCACAGUUAUUGAAGAAAGAGGCACCAGAGACAAUGAAGGAACUGGUAUAAGAUCAGAAAGUGUGGAAGAUGAUUCUAAUCCAUGGUUAGCAGAAGGAGAUUCUGAAAAUAGUGCUGAUGAGGAGGAUAGAGGCAGAGUUUCUAGCAAAAUCAAAGUUGUUGAUGCUUCAUCCUCAAGAUUAGACAAGUCGGAAGCUAAGAUUUCGAAAAAACUUUUGAAGAAGAAUACUGGCAAGAAAAAAGAAAGUACUGAUGGUUUAGUUUCUAUUGAAAACAAAGAGACAUUGUUUAUAGUAGACCCGAAGAAGAAAGCUGUUAAACAAGAUCAGAAAAGGGCAAGUCUAGAUGAAAAACCUAUUCGCUCCGAUGAUGAGUAUGAAAGUGACGGUGAUGAUGUUGAUGACAAUCGUAUGUUUAAACAGUCCGAUCUAAUCAAGGAGGCAUUUGCAGGAGAUGACGUUUUAAUAGAAGAAUUUGAGCAAGAAAAACGGGAAGUCGAGGAAGAGGAAGGGGAUAAACAAGUAGAAUUAACAACUCCCGGUUGGGGCUCCUGGGCAGGUCAAGGUGAUGAAGAUGAUGGUUGGGGUGUUCCAAAGACAAAGAAACGGAAAAUCGUUAAGACUAUUCAAGGCGUCGUUACCAAAGAUAAGCGGCUUGAUAAAGGUAAAAAGAAUGUUAUAAUUAACGAAAGAAUCAUCAAGAAAACAACUAAAUACCAAGCUGAUAAGGUCCCAUAUCCUUUUAAGACAUGGGAAGAGUACGAGCGUUCUCUUAGAACUCCGAUGGGUAAAGAAUGGAGCACAACAAAGACCCACCAAAAGUUGAUUACUCCAAGCGUCAUCACCAAAUUUGGUUCUGUUAUUGACCCACUUAAAGCUCCUUUCCACGAAUGA
Molecule: messenger RNA, 2835 nt
Organism: Pichia kudriavzevii
Lineage: Eukaryota; Fungi; Ascomycota; Pichiomycetes; Pichiales; Pichiaceae
Exons: 1
Coding region: 1-2835 (944 amino acids)
Biological process (GO): rRNA processing
Cellular component (GO): nucleolus; small-subunit processome
Source: RefSeq, a predicted model, not a curated record